AUGUCGUCUGUUGCUGAGAUUGAAGCUGAUUUGAAAGAGUUGCAAGGUCUUAAGGCUCAGGCCACUCGUGUUAACAAUCAGACCUUCUUAAACUCUAAGAUCAAGGAGUUAGAAAAGAAAUUGACUGAGAAGAAGUCAUCAGAGACUGCCGCACAAAAGACUUCUACUCCUAGUGUUGUUUCUACCAAUGCUCUUCUUGCCACUUCUAGAUUGACCAACUAUGCUAUGGAUCAAUCUGAUAAGUUCGUCAAGUUGUACAUCCCUUUGAAGGGAAUUCAAGAUGUUCCUGCCGCUAACAUUACCACAAACUUCCAAAAGAGAGAGUGCGAAGUAAUUGUUAAUGGUUUGAACAACAUGAACUACUGCUUUUCAAAGAAGGGACUUUUGAAUGAGAUCAUCCCUGAAUCCUCUCAGAUCAAGCAAAAAACCGAUGACCUGCUCAUUAUGCUCCGCAAAAAAGACGCUCAGAACUGGGAUACCUUGACCGAACUGGAACACGCCGACAAGGAGAAAAACAGGCCAAAAAUGGACGAAUCAGCCGAUCCCCAAGCCAGCCUCAUGAACAUGAUGAAGGAAAUGUAUGAUACCGGUGAUGAUGAGAUGAAGAGAAAUAUCAAGAAGGCAUGGUUCGAAGGACAGAAUAAGAAUGGAGGCAUGAUGCCACCUAUGUGA
Auanema sp. JU1783 is the source of this 672-nucleotide messenger RNA. The record is from the annotation of a GenBank genome assembly. NCBI's taxonomy places the organism in Eukaryota, Metazoa, Nematoda, Chromadorea, Rhabditida, Rhabditidae.